Molecule: messenger RNA, 1181 nt
Organism: Rosa rugosa (rugosa rose)
Lineage: Eukaryota; Viridiplantae; Streptophyta; Magnoliopsida; Rosales; Rosaceae
Product: cytochrome P450 72A397-like
Exons: 3
Coding region: 56-907 (283 amino acids)
Molecular function (GO): iron ion binding; monooxygenase activity; oxidoreductase activity, acting on paired donors, with incorporation or reduction of molecular oxygen
Source: RefSeq, a predicted model, not a curated record
CCUUUCCAAGUUAAUAAUAUGUUUUGUUAGUACGUUGUGGUGUUUGCAACAGAAAAUGUUACCCGCCUUUCACAAAAGUUGUGAUGAGAUGAUUAAGGAAUGGGAAAGCUUGGCGUCCAAAGAGGGUUCGUCAUGUCUGUUGGAUGUUUGGCCAUCUCUACAACACUUGACGGCCGAUGUGAUUUCUCGAACAGCAUUUGGAAGUAACUAUCAGGAAGGAAGGAAAAUAUUUGAACUCCUCAAAGAGCAAGCAGAGCUUGUAAUAAAUACAUUACAAAGUGUUUACAUACCAGGAUGGAGGUUUCUACCAACUAAGAUGAACAAGAGGAUGAAGAAAAUUGACAAAGAGGUAAAAGGUCUAGUUAAGGGUAUAAUAAAUAAAAGAGAGAAGGCCAUUGGGGCAGAUGAAGCCUCUAAAGAUGACUUAUUAGGUGCACUUAUGGAGUCAAAAUUCAAGGACAUCCAAGGAGAUGGGAAGGUUGGGAUGAGUAUUGAAGAUGUAAUUGAGGAAUGUAAGCUAUUUUACUUUGCUGGGCAAGAGACUACUUCAGUAUUGCUGGUUUGGACAAUGAUAUUACUUGGUCAAAGUCAGAAUUGGCAAGAUCGAGCAAGACAAGAGGUUUUGCAAGUCUUUGGAAGCAACAAGCCAGACUUUGAUGGACUAUCUCAUCUAAAAGUAGUAACAAUGAUUUUACUUGAAGUUCUUCGAUUGUACCCUGCAGUGGUUGUGAUCUCUCGAAUCACCCACAAGAAAACACAACUCGGGAAAUUCUCACUACCAGCGGGAGUCCAAGUCGGCUUACCAACACUGCUCAUUCACCGUGACAAGGAACUGUGGGGUGAUGAUGCAAACGAGUUCAAUCCUGAGAGAUUUUCGGAAGGAGUAUCUAAGGCAACAAAGAGCUAACUCUCAUUCUUCCCUUUUGGAGGCGGUCCCCGGAUUUGCAUCGGACAAAACUUUGCUAUGAUGGAAGCGAAGUUGGCCUUAUCAUUGAUCUUGCUACACUUUGACUUCAAGCUUUCUCCAUCUUAUGUUCAUGCGCCUUCCGCACCUAUGAUUCGACCACAAUAUGGAGCUCCUAUCAUUUUACAGAAACGUUAACGAGAUAUGUUAGGAAAAUGGCACCUAUAUAUGUAUGUACUUGUAAGUUGUAAGCAUGCUGCGUGAAGUUUUCUCAGAU